AUGGAAGGCCUCAACGCAUCAGAGCAGCGCGAGUUCCAGAACCGCAUGGAGCGCAAGCAGCUGAAGGAAUUUAUGACCAUGUACUCCAAAAUGGUCCAGCGCUGCUUCGAUGACUGUGUGAACGACUUCACCACCAAGUCUCUCAUCAACCGUGAGGAGCAGUGCGUCAUGCGCUGUGUCGACAAGCACCUGAAGAGCUCAGCCCGCCUGCAAGAGCGCUUCCAGGAGCAGAACGCUGCUAUGAUGCAGAGUGGUCAGAUGGGCCCCCAGUAA
Messenger RNA from Penicillium longicatenatum, 273 nucleotides. It is a transcript of the gene tim9, whose product is annotated as protein transporter TIM9. The record is from RefSeq and is a predicted model, not a curated record. Lineage: Eukaryota; Fungi; Ascomycota; Eurotiomycetes; Eurotiales; Aspergillaceae. The transcript has 3 exons. Bases 1 to 273 code for a protein of 90 amino acids.